This is a messenger RNA of Plodia interpunctella (Indianmeal moth), 2133 nucleotides long. RefSeq names its product zinc finger protein 64-like. The transcript has 5 exons. The record is from RefSeq and is a predicted model, not a curated record. Lineage: Eukaryota; Metazoa; Arthropoda; Insecta; Lepidoptera; Pyralidae. The coding region runs from base 207 to 803 and encodes 198 amino acids.
AUGUCACGUUACACCUGGUGGUCUGUCAGUGGGCCCGUCUGCCUGCUGUCUGUCUUCUGAAAAUAAAAACAAAGAAUAAAAAGAAAAGCAAGAAAGAAAGAACAUCGAUGCUGAAUUUCCUGAAUGCUUUGCUUGAUUAGUUAAUUCGGGGCUCUUUAUGUCCUUAGAUCGCUUCGUUUACAUCAAAACCGUUUCGCAAUUAAACCAUGGCAGAAGGACCCGUCAGGGAUCCACUUGAGAUGCUGGAAGUGACACUGUCCACUACCGAUGCCCAUGACGUGAAAACUCUUUGCAAACAUCACAAUAAGAAGACUAAAACUGUCAAGCAGGAUGUUGAAGAAGGAAAAUCUAUCAACACUCGAGUAACACAUGAGAUACCAAUAGCCAAGGCUUUAAUAAAGAGAAAGAGAAAGGAAUAUUACUGUGCUGCUUGUAAUUUUAUGGCUAAAUCGAAGAAAAGCUACAACAGACACACACAGAGUCAGGGACACAGAAAUAAGUUAACGAAGGAAGAACAUAAACACAAAUGCAAUUUGUGCAAUGCCAAGGACAUGGACGGAUUCAAAAAGUGUCCCAUGUGCAACUAUGAGACAGAAAAUAUAAGGAGUUACAAGCUCCAUUUAAACAUACACAACAAAGGGUUGCCAUUUAAAUGUACGUCCUGUGAUUACGCAGGACAAAACAUAAAGGACCUCAUGGCCCAUCACAAAACCGUCACGAAGUACUGCACGAAGGGUCACUGCAAAUAUAGCACUCAUUUCCCUGAGGAGCUUAAGAUGCAUAAGAAACUUUGCACUUGGUGAACAUUUACGUAAACGUAACUUAAAAGUUAUAUAGGUACUUAGAUAGAAAAAGAUUUAAUGUGCAUUAGGUAAUUCCGACGGAAAUUUCUAAGAGAUCAUUAGAGGGCUAUUAUUCGGUUAAUUAUUCCAAGUUAUUUUAUAUUUACUGUCAUUAUCGUUUUUCCUCUGUGUACUCAAUAAAAAUGAUGUGCCUAUUAUACUAAUUGUAUUAGAAUCUUGAACGUAUUAUUAGGUUCUUCAAAUAAAGCAUUUAAAAUGUAAUAUUUUUUCGUGUACCUAGAUGGGAAAUUACGAACUGUCAACUUGGGGAAAUUAUAAAAAUAAACAAAAAUGGCGCGAAAAACACUUGAAAACUUGAUGCUACCUACUGACAUUCUUGACAUUAAUGCCUCACGCCUCACGCCCAUAAUGCCACACAAGAUGGCGGCGGCUAGUAUAAUGUUGGCAACAAGGAAGUAUCGCUCGGAUUAGUAGAUUUUUUUUAAGUUUCGGAAUAUAUCCCAAUGCACUAUAUUUGCUGUUACACACUCCUUAACAAUGUAAUCCCAUCACAUCCAAUUAUCUUCCAUUCCAAAGUAGGAUUAUCAUCACAUAGUUACAGUUAAUAAAUAGUAUAAAACAUAGUCGCUUCCCGCUGUCUGUCCCUAUAUGUAUGCUUAGAUCUUUAAAAUUACGCAACGGAUUUUGAUGCGGUAUUUUUACGUAGAUAGUGUGAUUUCUGAUAAAGGCUUAGGUGUAUAAUUGAUUAUGAUUUUACAAGAGCGAAGCCGGGGCGAGCCGCUAGUAUACUCAUAAAAAUAUAGAAAUACUUAUUAUUUUUGCGACCUCGCAAAAGAAUUUAAAAAGGUUAUUUUUUGUUUUUUGUCUCAUUGUGAAUGGAAAAUUUCGCAAAUGUAAAUAUCCAGAUUAUAUUAUAAAAAUAUUUCUUGAACCCAGUCUAAAGCAGGGUCCACAGCGCGUGUUUUGUCCAACUCAAACAACAUAUCAACAUUCAAUAAAAUCGUCUACACAAAAAUAUUGUUGUGUUCACUACACAUUAUUGCAUACGUCAACAAUGUUUUUUGCUUUCUUUGCCACGCUCACAAAAUACAAACAUUCGCCAUUUUGUGUGCUAAAGAAACUAAGAUUUGUCCACAGCGCGUGGAACACGUUUCAGAAACAAUGUGUACGUGUUUUAGUUGAAUGUUUUGACAGAUAUUUCGCUUUACAUUUUGGCAAAAUCUGGUACUAUACCUACUAAUCAUCCGAAUUUGUAGGACUUAUUGUAAAUAUCACAUCGAAUUUAAUUAUUAUAUUUUUUUAAAAUUAAGGAAAUAAAUGUUAAAAAUUA